Eurytemora carolleeae is the source of this 2829-nucleotide messenger RNA. Its product is annotated as beta-1,4-mannosyl-glycoprotein 4-beta-N-acetylglucosaminyltransferase. The record is from RefSeq and is a predicted model, not a curated record. The transcript has 22 exons. Gene Ontology annotation, molecular function: beta-1,4-mannosylglycoprotein 4-beta-N-acetylglucosaminyltransferase activity. Gene Ontology annotation, biological process: N-acetylglucosamine metabolic process; protein N-linked glycosylation. Bases 177 to 1577 code for a protein of 466 amino acids. Gene Ontology annotation, cellular component: membrane. NCBI's taxonomy places the organism in Eukaryota, Metazoa, Arthropoda, Copepoda, Calanoida, Temoridae.
UUCUACAGGAGUUUGUAAAUAUGGUGGGUACUUUGGAACCAUUUCAACCUUCAGUUUGUAAAUAUGGUGGGUACUUUGGAACCAUUUCAACCAGAAAAUAGUAAAAUCAAUUCCAGGUUUGCGGAAUAAUGAAGCAGUUAACAUUUUGGGAUUGAAGUAGAAGUGUUUUCUCAAAUAUGAGGUUAAGUGUGACUUUUCCUCUUGUAGGGGUCGUCUUUAUCAUAUUUACAUCCAUUUACAGCCUUUCAAAUCUAGAGGUUGGAAACUUCAGCCUUCCAGCUCCAGCAUUAUAUAUACCAAGUUUUUAUAGGUUGUCUGAGCCUGAGUUAGUCUGGAAGUAUAAAACAUGGGAAAAAGAGAAUUGGAGAAAUGAUUCAAUAACCCUUCCACCCCCGGAGUUUAGAAAUGAAAGUGUUUUUACUGCUGGAGCUACGGUGUGCUAUGCUAGUGGAAGCAAGUAUACUGACAGCCAGGCUAAGGGUCAAUGUGUUUGUCGAAGAAAUUAUUUUGGAGAGAGCUGUGGAAUACCAUCAUCAGUCUGGUUCAAUGAUGUGACAAAACGAUAUGAUAUUAAACUAAGAUCUAAGCCCAGAAGAAUAAUUCAAGCAUUAAUAGUAAAUCAAGAAUUUGAUUUUUUUGAAUCUCGUGUUGAAGAGCACUGGGAUUCAGUGGAUGUAUUUCUAAUUGGAGAAUCCAGCUUCACUGCACGAGGAGAUGAGAAGGAAACUCUGUUCUUCCAGAAGCUGAAGUCUGGAUGGUUGAGUAAAUAUCAACAUAAAAUACUUUAUGUGUAUUUGGAUUUCUUCCACAAAAAGGGUAAAGGAGAUGGAUGGUUUGCAGACUCCUUCCCUAGAAAAUACCUGGGCAAACAUGGACUUCCCAGAAUCCAUGGCCUGGAGGAUGAUGAUAUCAUUGUUUAUAACGAUGCAGAUGAAAUACCCAACAGAGAAACUAUCGAGUUCCUCAAAUAUUUUCAAGGAUUCCCGGAGCCAAUCAACUUUUUGUACAGAUGGACAGUUUUUGGAUAUUAUUGGCUCGCUAUAAACGAGAAGGGAGAAGAUCAGAAUGGUCGUCUUCAUUGUAUUCAUAUAAGCGCCGCGGCCGACCACUGUAAUUUCAAAGUUUCUGCAGCCGGGACAUGGAAGCUGGUACACAAUAUCUUUAAUGAUAGUUUCUGGUCUAUAAGACAAAAGUUACACAAAAAAGCAAAGUAUGCGAAAUCAAUAGCUGAACAGAAUAUUACGGUAGAAAGUUGGACUAUUGGAUCUGUCGGUCACUAUGCUGGUUACCACUGUUCCUGGUGUAUGCCUAUACCUGGAAUACAAAAUAAACUAAUCUCGGCUCAAUCAGAUGAUGGACCAAGGUGGGGAGAUUAUCCUGAAAAAGUUGAGCCAGAUUUUAUAGAAAAUAUCAGAGAAUCUGGAACCUGGUUCGAUCUUGUCAGCAAAUUCAGAUUGAUUGAGUUUGCUCCGAGCUAUGUUUUGAAGAACUUUAAUAAGUUUAAAGAUAUUAUCGUUCCACCUUCAAACCUGAAUCCAGUACCCAGUAAUCUAUCCCACCCAGAGUCAAACCUUUAAACUUAAAAACCUGAACCACCAUAAGUAAUCUGUUGAAACCGAAGUGAUCAUUCCAUCCUCAACAAGCACAAUAAACUCAAUCUGAAGUGUUAUUCAAGCAAUAAGAUAUACAUCGAUCAAAAAAAUACACUGAUCAUCAAAAAAACUCACUUAAAAUAAGUGAUUUAAUAAGUUAUUAGUGAACUAUUAUUUCUUAUUAUCGAACAACCAAACGAAUAUUUUAUGUAACGAAUAUUUUGUUACAAACAGAAUGCCAUGGAUAUCUUAUACAAAUUUUAAAUUCCAAAUAUUCUUUUCAAAAAGUCAAACAAACUAUUCGUUAAAUCGUUCAAAAUCAGAAACAAAAUUUAAGUAUUUUCUCCGAAUGGUAACAUUAAGUAUUUAAUUAAACUCUUAAGUAUUAGUUAAAAUCUGAGUAUUAUUUUCAACCCAGAACGCAUUUAUUCUACGUAAAUAAGCAUGAAAUUAAAAAAUGUUAAGACUCCAACCCCCAAAUAAUGUUUUUACUUCAAUGUCUGUAUUAUUUAUAUAAAAGUUGCACAAACACUUGAAAAAUGUAAAUUUUGUUGAAAUGUAAAGAGACUGUUUUUUUACAUUUUAAGUAACUGUCCAUUUAUAGAUUCGUAUUGCCGAUUUUCAACAGUGCUCUUGAAAUCUUUAUCUGAUCAGAUCAAUAAUGUGGAAGAUAUCGCAGUUUUUCCAAUAUUUUAUUCGUAAUAUCAAACUUCCGAACGACGUAACAAACAUUUUGUUUUAUAUUAUAAACUGCGGAAGCAUUUUUUAUCCUUUCCCCCCCAAAUUUAUAGCCUUUCUAAUGAAAAAAAUGAAUAGUCGUACGAUUUAUAUGUACUUUCAGGACGGGUAUGUAUUAUUACUUUAUAUAUGAUUGGACCAAGAUGCAAAAAUAAUGCUUCAGUUAUUAAUUUUAUUUUUGUUGCCACAGUUAAAAUACUUGGUUCAACAAGGGCUUGAUAAAAUUUUUUAAAUAUUUCAUGUUUUGUUAACCUGCAAUUAAGUAUAUACAUGCCACUUAUGAUAAAGUGUGCAAAAACCUGUGAUAUGUAAAAUUAUAAUUGUGUUGUUUGAUUUUAAUACAAAGAAAUAAUUAGUACAUUACUUAUGAAAAGUAUAGUACACCACCAUAUUAAAUGGAUAGAUCGACCUUAGAUGUAUUCUUCAUCAUUGGUCCGUAGACGGGAUACUACUAUACAUUCACUCCCAGUUCUUAUCUUGAAUAAAAAAGCUGACAAAU